Molecule: messenger RNA, 809 nt
Organism: Choloepus didactylus (southern two-toed sloth)
Lineage: Eukaryota; Metazoa; Chordata; Mammalia; Pilosa; Megalonychidae
Gene: PRL
Product: prolactin
Exons: 5
Coding region: 1-780 (259 amino acids)
Biological process (GO): response to nutrient levels; positive regulation of receptor signaling pathway via JAK-STAT; mammary gland development
Cellular component (GO): extracellular region
Molecular function (GO): prolactin receptor binding; hormone activity
Source: RefSeq, a predicted model, not a curated record
AUGACUACUAAUGCAGUCCGUGCUACUCAUGGGAAGAUGAAGAGCCCAAGGCUGUGUGUGAUACAACAGGAUAAAGAGGAAAGGCCCACAGCACUGGGCACCCUGCCUCCUCCACCUUCUAACAGGUCACUCCUGCUGCUGCUGCUGUCAAACCUGCUGUCGUGCAAGACCGUGGCCUCCCUGCCCGUCUGUCCCAGCGGAGCCGGCAACUGCCAGGUGUCCCUCCGGGACCUGUUUGACCGCGCGGUCAUCCUGUCACACUACAUCCAUAACCUCUCCUCAGAAAUGUUCAACGAAUUUGAUAAACAAUAUGCCCAAGGCCGAGGGUUCAUAACAAAGACCAUCAACAGCUGCCAUACUUCCUCCCUCUCUACUCCUGAAGACAAGGAGCAAGCCCAGCAGAUCCAUCAUGAAGACCUUCUGAACCUAGUACUCCGAGUCCUACGCUCCUGGAACGACCCCCUGUAUCAUCUAGUCACUGAAGUGCGAGGUAUGCAAGAAGCCCCAGAUGCUAUCCUGUCCAAAGCCAUAGAGAUUGAGGAGCAAAACAAACGACUUCUAGAAGGCAUGGAGAAGAUAGUCAGCCGGGUUCAACCUGGAGUCCAAGAAAAUGAAGUCUACUCCGUCUGGUCGGGACUUCCAUCCCUGCAGAUGGCUGAUGAAGACACUCGCCUUUUUGCUUUUUAUAACCUGUUCUACUGCCUACGCAGGGAUUCACAUAAGAUUGACAACUAUCUCAAGCUCCUGAAGUGCCGAAUCAUCUAUGACAGCAACUGCUAAGCCCACAUCCAGUCCACCUAUUUCUGUGA